GUCCUUCGCCGGCUGGUCAGAUCUGGCUUUUGAUCCUGCGACUGCUUGGUUAUACCGCCCACGCACGCCCAGCUCGUCCUCCAGAAGCAGCCAUCGACACUCCCCCCCCUGCUUUAUUCUACCCCCAUAUCACAUCCCAUCAUGUCUGGCUGGGACAAGCAAGAGUCAUUCACCAUCAGCGGCGUCGGCGUCAACAACCAGGAGGCGAGCCUUACCGAGAUCAACUUCCCCCAGGUUGAAAAGAAGUUUGGCGAGUUCUUGCGAAACUUCCGCGUCGACAACAACUACAUAUAUAGAGACCAGCUGCGUCAAAAUGUCCUGACCAAGCUCUUUUUCAUCGAAGUCGACAUUGCGCAUCUGAUCAGCUUUGAUGAAGAUCUGGCCACCCAGAUCAAGGAGAAGCCCGCCGAUAUCCUGCCCUUGUUCGAGCUGGCCGUCAAGAACAUGGCCACCUCGUUCCAGAUCGUAUCGGAAGUCCCUGAUUGCCAAGUCAUGCUGAUAUCGAAUGCCAAUACUGUCAAUAUUCGUCAGCUUGAUUCGACCUACGUGUCAAAGCUUGUCCGUAUUCCGGGCAUCACCAUCUCGGCUUCGGUGCUCUCUGCCAAGGCAACACAUGUCCAUAUUAUGUGCAAGGACUGCCGCGACUUUAAGCAGCUGACCGUUGGCGGCGGCAUCACGGGCAUCAAUCUUCCCCGAAUCUGUCUGGCGACAAGCAAUACUCUUGGCGAGACCAAAAAGUGCUCCAUGGAUCCAUACGUCAUUAUCCACGACAAGAGCAAGUUUGUCGACCAACAGACCCUCAAGCUUCAAGAGACACCAGACAAGGUCCCCGUUGGCGAACUUCCGCGACACAUUCUCCUGAGCGCCGACAGAUACCUUACCGACAAGGUUACCCCCGGCACCCGAGUCACCAUCACCGGCAUAUUCGACAUCUUCCAGCAAGCUGGGAAAAACGCCAUGGGUGCAUCGGCCAUCCGAUCGCCAUACAUCCGCGUCGUGGGCAUGCAAGUCGACGUUGAGGGAAACCGCCGGACAGGAGGCCGCGUCUUCACCGAGGAGGAGGAGUCUGAGUUCAUUGCCAUGGCUCGCCGCCCGAACUUUUAUGAAGAGUUUGCCAACAGCAUCGCCCCCUCGAUCUAUGGAAACUCGGAUAUCAAGAAGGCGAUCAUGUGCCUGCUGUUUGGCGGCUCCAAAAAGGUCCUGCCGGACGGACUUCGCCUGCGUGGCGACAUCAACGUGCUGCUUCUUGGUGACCCAGGCACAGCCAAGAGUCAGCUGCUCAAGUUUGUCGAAAAGGUGGCCCCGAUCGGCGUGUACACCUCAGGCAAAGGCAGCAGUGCAGCCGGUCUGACUGCUUCUGUGAUCCGAGAUCCCAGCACGCGAGAGUUCCUCUUGGAAGGCGGCGCCAUGGUUCUGGCCGAUGGUGGCGUCGUGUGUAUCGAUGAGUUCGAUAAGAUGCGGGACGAGGACCGAGUCGCCAUCCACGAAGCUAUGGAACAGCAGACCAUCUCCAUUGCCAAAGCCGGCAUCACCACCAUCCUGAACUCGAGAACGUCGGUUCUUGCUGCGGCCAACCCCAUCUUUGGUCGAUACGAUGAUAUGAAGACUCCGGGCGAGAACAUCGACUUCCAAUCGACGAUUCUGUCUCGUUUCGACUUGAUUUUCAUCGUCCGCGAUGAGCACAACGAGCAGCUCGAUAUGACUAUCGCCAAGCACGUCCUCGGCAUCCACAUGAACCGCAGCGCCCACUCAAAUGCAAACUCUGAUAUCGACAUGCAAAAGAUGCGCAGCUAUAUCAGCUACUGCAAAGCCAAAUGCGCACCGCGACUCACGCCCGAAGCCGCCGAAAAGUUGAGCAGCCACUUUGCGGAGGUGCGCGGCAAGGUGCGCCAGAUGGAGAAGGAGACGGGUGGCAAAUCCUCCAUUCCGAUCACCGUCCGUCAAUUGGAGGCCAUCAUCCGUGUCUCCGAGUCUCUGGCCAAGAUGACGCUGUCGCCUCUGGCGACGGAGCGCCAUGUUGCCGAGGCGAUCCGGCUCUUCAACGACUCGACAAUGAACGCAGUCAACUCGGGCCAAGGUCUCGAGGGCAUGGUUGGAAACGGCAACAAAGACGAGGUCAACCGCAUUCAAACACAGAUCCGUCGCCGCUUGCCCAUUGGCUCCCGUAUCACCGAACGGAAUCUGAGGAACGAUCUCGAGAACCAGCAAUUCGAUCCCUCGUCGAUCAACCGUGCCAUCAGCAUCCUGAUUCAGAAGGAAACGCUGCAGUACCGAGACCGCCGAAUGAUCCUGGUCCGGAUCGGCGCCUAAGCGCACCAGGCCGUGUUGGCCAAGCCACAGAAACCACCGCACUCUGUUCCGGUUGGAGAUUGCCUGCAAUAUACACCAUGUUCCGGA
Messenger RNA from Polychytrium aggregatum, 2397 nucleotides. Its product is annotated as MCM2/3/5 family-domain-containing protein. Gene Ontology annotation, molecular function: single-stranded DNA binding; DNA replication origin binding; single-stranded DNA helicase activity. The record is from RefSeq and is a predicted model, not a curated record. Gene Ontology annotation, biological process: double-strand break repair via break-induced replication; DNA replication initiation; DNA replication. The transcript is spliced from 16 exons. NCBI's taxonomy places the organism in Eukaryota, Fungi, Chytridiomycota, Chytridiomycetes, Polychytriales. The coding region runs from base 142 to 2310 and encodes 722 amino acids. Gene Ontology annotation, cellular component: MCM complex; nucleus.